Molecule: messenger RNA, 2035 nt
Organism: Crotalus tigris (Tiger rattlesnake)
Lineage: Eukaryota; Metazoa; Chordata; Lepidosauria; Squamata; Viperidae
Product: protein adenylyltransferase SelO-like
Exons: 20
Coding region: 320-1900 (526 amino acids)
Source: RefSeq, a predicted model, not a curated record
CAUUGACACAAUUGCUGCAACUAGUUUUAACCACAUGCAUAAUUACAUUAAUGCAUCAAAUUUGGAUCAAGAUUAUUGUGAAAAGAAAGUGAAAUUAACUAAUUUGGAUGAAUGGAAACUUUCCACAGAAAUGUUCACAGGGUUGACUUUAUUUUUUACACAAUCUAACUAGGUCAGGCAGUUUUAUUGGAUUAUUGGGCAUAUUUGGAAUGUUGAGAAAGUGUGGAUAAUUGCCCAAAAUGGCUGCUUUGGGGAAAUUUGAUUGUUCAAAAAAUUACUGCCAUUGUAGAAGCAACAAGUCACAAUCACACAGAAACUAAUGGGAUUGCUCUUCGAACAAUCUGUCUUUCUUGUUCACCCUUUCAGAGCAGCUACACUUCCCAUUGAUCAUAUUCAAGAGAAUUAUGUUCGCGAGGUUCAAGAUUGUAUUUUUUCUGUUGGAUAUCCUACACCAUUUAAAUCCAGAGUUCUACUUGUAGCUGUUUCAGAGGAAGUCCUGGAAGAUAUUCUGGACUUAGACAUGUCUGUCUCAGGCUCAGAUGGUUUUCUACAGUUUGUCAGUGGUUCAAAAAUAAUUUUGGGGUCUCUACCGCUAACCCACAGAUAUGGUGGCCAUCAGUUUGGUAGCUGGGCAGGACAGCUGGGUGAUGGAAGAGCUCACUUGAUCGGCAUUUAUACAAACAGAUUUGGAUCCAGAUGGGAACUGCAGCUCAAAGGUUCAGGAAGGACACCAUACUCUAGGAGAGGAGAUGGCAGAACUGUGCUUCGGUCUUCUAUACGAGAAUUUUUGGGAAGUGAGGCCAUGCAUUACCUUGGAAUACCUACAAGCAGGGUAGCUAGUUUAGUUGUAAGUGAUGACAACGUUUGGAGAGAUCAGUUCUAUAAUGGGAAUAUUAAGAAAGAAAGAGGUGCAGUUGUCUUACGUAUUGCAAAAUCAUGGUUUCGAAUAGGAUCAUUGGAAAUACUAGCUCAUUCUGGAGAACUGGAUUUAUUAAGGAUGCUGCUAGAUAUGGUCAUAAAAGAACACUUUCCAAAAAUAAAUAUAAAUGAUUCAAAUAAAUAUCUGGCAUUUUUCUCUCAAGUAGUAUCCGAGACGGCACAUUUAAUUGCCUUGUGGAUGUCAGUCGGCUUCGCUCAUGGAGUAUGUAAUACUGAUAAUUUCAGCUUAUUAUCCAUAACCAUAGAUUAUGGUCCAUUUGGCUUCAUGGAUGCAUACGACCCAGACUUCGUCCCAAACACAUCUGAUGAUGAAGGACGAUAUAACAUAGGAAAUCAGGCAAAUGUUGGAAUAUUUAAUCUGAACAAACUGCUAAAGGCUUUAAACCCUUUAUUUAAUCCAAGACAAAAGCAAUUGGCUUCUCAAAUACUUGAAGAAUACCCUCAACAAUAUAAUAAAGGCUUUUUAGAGUUAUUCAAGACAAAAUUAGGUCUGCUAGGUGAAAAUGAGGAUGAUGACUACUUGAUUGCUUUCCUUCUAAAACUCAUGGAAGAUACAAGAGCAGAUUUCACAAUGACUUUUUGGCAACUCGGUGAGAUUUCAGAAAACCAACUCAAAGAUCGCAACAUUCCUAAGGAAUUCUGGGCUUUGCAAGAUGUAGCCAAACACAAGAACUUUUCAACCUGGAUUGCUAUGUACUUCUUGAGAUUAAAAAGGAAUAUAGAUGAUUCAGACUAUGAAAGAAGGAGAAGAAUGAGCACUGUUAACCCAAGAUAUGUGCUUAGAAAUUGGAUGGCAGAAUCAGCUGUCCAGAAGGCGGAAAUAAAUGAUUUUUCAGAGGUUCGCUUCUUGCAACAAGUUUUGCAACAUCCAUUUCAGGUACAGGCAUUGGCUGAAAGAGCUGGUUAUGCACAGCGACCCCCUGCUUGGGCUAAGGAUGUUAAAGUCAGUUGUUCAUCUUGAUGAAAAUAAUUUCUAAUUAAAUUAAAAGGUGUCAUUUCCCUGUAAUAUAUUGUAUUAUUGUUGAAUUUCUUUUUUCCAUUGCUAGAUUUCUACAACACGCUAGGCUAGAUUAAAAUGGAACUCAGUGUUUGUGGA